Messenger RNA from Limulus polyphemus (Atlantic horseshoe crab), 4095 nucleotides. Its product is annotated as neuronal-specific septin-3-like. Gene Ontology annotation, biological process: cytoskeleton-dependent cytokinesis. The record is from RefSeq and is a predicted model, not a curated record. The transcript is spliced from 9 exons. Gene Ontology annotation, cellular component: septin complex; septin ring; cell division site. Bases 443 to 1444 code for a protein of 333 amino acids. NCBI's taxonomy places the organism in Eukaryota, Metazoa, Arthropoda, Merostomata, Xiphosura, Limulidae. Gene Ontology annotation, molecular function: GTPase activity; GTP binding; molecular adaptor activity.
CAUGAAACAUUACCACGAUUCAUCGUAAAGUGACUAAUUAAUGUAUAGCACGCGAUAUGCAUUCGUAUCUUCUCGACACUAUUGUAUAGAAAGUAUAAAAAAAAAUAUCACGUGAAACAAUAGUAAGUGAAUAUUGUGUUUCCGGGAAUUUUUAUAACUGUUUUAUAAAUAUUCAUUCUUUUUAUUGCACCAAUAUGAUUUACUAGAGCAAUUUGAAAAGGACAUUGGUCUUUGGGUUUUGAAAAUACAGAGGAAACUAGCUGCUUUUGAAUGAAAAUAACAUCAACUUUCUUCCGUUCAGUUCGUGUGUACUCUGGACGGUACGUUUCAGGAGAAAGUGAAAAAAAAAUGUCUGGGAGGAAACGGGCGGGUCGACGCUUAAAAGCAGCUGUGAAUCACUGACCUGUUCUGUUUGCUGAGUGUUGAAGACUUCAUCACCAUCAUGGCAGACACACUAGCUGAGACAACACACUGGGGAAAUCUAAAGACAGAAGUUGCAGGAUAUGUUGGGAUAGACACAUUACAGGAACAAAUUAGGAAAAAGGUCCUAAAACGAGGCUUCGAAUUCAACAUUAUGGUGGUUGGUAGAAGUGGGCUAGGUAAGUCGACUCUGAUCAAUACUUUGUUCAAAGCCAAUGUGAGUCUGCGUUCUUGUUCUAAAAGUGAAGAAAAGGUUGAGAUUCCAAAGACAACCCAUGUGAAAUCUGUUAGUCAUGUCAUUGAAGAAAAAGGUGUGAGAUUAAGAUUAACUGUCACAGACACUCCUGGGUUUGGUGAUCAAAUCAAUAAUGAUAACUGCUGGCUACCUGUCUUGGAUUAUAUCAAUGAACAAUAUGAAAACUAUUUAAGUGAAGAACAAAGUGUAACUCGAAAAAAACAUAUUCCUGAUACACGUAUUCAUUGUUGUUUGUACUUCAUAUCUCCCACAGGGCAUUCGCUCUCACCUCUUGAUAUAGAAUUUAUGAGAAGGUUGGACAGAUGUGUCAACAUUGUCCCCGUUAUAGCCAAGGCUGAUACACUUACCAUUGAAGAAAGAGUUGGGUUUAAACAAAGGAUCAAGCAAGACCUUGCAAACAAUGGAAUUCGAACCUAUCCAAUGAAAGAACUUGAAGAAGAUCCAGAGGAGACAGUGACAAACAAUAAAAUUAGGGAAUUGUUACCAUUUGCUGUUGUUGGAAGUAACCAGCAGUAUCCAAACAAUGGAAGAACAGUGUAUGGACGAAAGACACAAUGGGGUCUAGUAGAAGUAGAGAAUAGAAGCCACUGCGAGUUCUCGGAUCUUCGAGAUAUGCUUAUAAGAACUCACAUGCAAGAUCUUGUGGAAGUAACUCGAUCUGUCCAUUAUGAAAACUUCCGACAGGACCGCCUAGCCUCACGUCGAGGACGUACCCAGUUCAAUGGGCAGGUCAUAGAUAUGGACAGUAUGAAUGAGAGUAGUCUGUAAUAUGACCAAGUCCACAUUUAAUGACCUUAAAUUGACACACAAUGUUGAAAGGAACAAACUUUCUCAAGAUUUUAUGAUGGCAUAAAGAAUCCAGUUGGUAUGAGAGUAAAUGGAAUACAAUGAACAAUAUGCAUGUGACAGAAUCAUGCCUCAUUAUAAGUCCAUUUAACUUGUGGCUCAUCUCAUCUGAGUGUUUGUGUUAUUUUGCUCAUAUUUGAAAUCAAAUUUUCCUUUUAUUUUCUAUUGCAUUUCAUGUUUUUGAAUUUUUGUCCCUUUUAAGCAAUUAUGAAAUAAUCUACUGCUUAUUUUGUUUUAAGUAUCCUUUAGAGCCAUUUAAUCUAAAUGUUUACUUACUUGUGAGAGUUUUCUGUUCUAAUUUAGACAUUGUAAAUGAGAGUCUCCAAACAUGUUGUUAUUUUGAAGAUCUAAUAAAUAUGAAGAAUUUUCUAUUUAUUGUAUUAAUCAAGCUAUAAAAUAUCUUUAUUUAACUUAAAACUCUUGAACACAGCUGAAUGAACUUAUGUGAUUAAGGAAGUUUUUUACCAGAUAAAAAACUAAAACUCUGUGAAGUAAACAUAACAUUCAGUUCAUGUUCUAGUUUAUGUAAUACUAGUUCUUACCUAGUCUGUCAUUUCAAAUAUGGAUAGAUGCCACUAGGGUUUAGUGUGUCUUCCAGUUGAUGAGUGUUUACAGCUUCAUGUAACCUUCAUAGUUAUGAGAGGUGUAAAAACCUUCACAAUCAUGAUACAGAAUCUCUGUACAUUUCUCUCAACUUCCAUACAUGUUGGUAACCUAAAGGUGAUAUCUUCUGUUUUUACUUUGAAAAAAAUGCUGUUUUUCUCAGGAAAGUCAGUGAAGUUGUAUAAUCUUUUAACUUAGAAGCUCUAUGACUACAUUGGAUUCCCAGCUAAACCACAUUCGUACAAAAUAAUAUCCUGGUAGCAUUUGGUAUUAGGAAAAGUAGGUUGCUAUUAAUUAUCUUGAUAUUAUUUGCAAGAUUUUAUGAACUCAAAUAUGUAAGUAAUUGUGAAUUUUUCGUUAGUUUCAAGUCAUUUCCAGUGUUUAAGUUGUAAGUCUAACCCCAUUUGAUUAUUCUGUAUUGGCAAUAUUAAUACUAUACUAUAAAAUUUGAAAUGUAUUUGUGUAUAAGAGGUACAAAUUAAUUACCAGAUUUUAGAUGUAUGUGAAUGCUUUUCAUGUGUGAUAAACUCAGAAUUUCUAUAUGUUUGAGAAAUGUCUUCUUUAAAUAUCCUUUCAUAUAAACCUUCCAUAAAAUAUAUAUUAAAUUGCUGAAGCUUGUUGGGAAAAAAUAAAUAGUAAAGUAUCAGUCUUAACUAUUUUUUCCUAUGAAAGUAAAACAUGAAUUUUCCAUUCUGUAUAAAACUUAAAGGUAUAUAUAUUAAAAUGGUUAACUUAAGCUUACAGUGAAUUGAAUAUGAUAUGUAUAAAAAAUCACUUAAAUGUAUGUUUUAUUUUACAGUUUUUACUUAACUAUUUCAAACACUGCACUGAAAUGAAUAAACUGACAACUUUUAAUUUACAGAAGGUGGUAAUAAGUGAAGAAGAUAUUGUCAACAUUGUAGUUUAAAUAAGCAAUAUUAAAGUUUUACUAACCUAGAUAUUUUUUAAAUUAACAAGUGUGCUGUGUUUAAACUGCUGUAGUCUCAAGGUUUUUGUUUUUCCAACAUACUUGUAGCUGGUAAAAUUGGUGUACUGUUGAUUAUAGGUUCCUCUAAUAUAAUUUUAUUUGUAGUCUUAGCUAGUUUUGAGCGAUUGAAAAGACCACUACCAAACUGAGAAAAAUUUGUAUUUUUUGUUUAAUUUUCAGUCAAGAUUCUCUCUAUUUAUUAACUUUUUUUCAGUAUCAACUUGCAAGUGACAUGCUAGUCAGUCUAAUAAAAUUAACAUAUUUAAAUGCUAUGGGUACAAUUGUUAUUGGGUCUGAUUUCAUCUAAUAGUUUAUUCUUUGAUUACCAAGGUCCUUGUUACCCAAUAGUUUUAAGCUCUUUUUUUUUCUAGAAAUAACAGAUAAUUCAUGAAGGUAAUUGUGUAGCGUAUGUCCACAGGAAUUGAAGAUUUUUUCAACAAAUGUUGGAAUUAAUCUUGAUUGAAAGAAAUUAGAGCUUUGUCAGUGAAGAAUGGAAUGAAUGAUCUGCCUAAGAAACAUGAAUGAAGAAUGAGAUUUCAUUGCUGAUAUUUAAACCUGAAGAAGAUUCUCACCAGUGCAAAAUAUCCUCCGUUUCAAAAACUUUAUGAAAUUUGUUAUCUGUUUGUUGUAAUUGUUUUUUUAUGUUUAUUUUUCCAUUGUGUGUUUUGUUGAAUUUAUACAGGGAUUACAGUGUUUUAUUAACUUUAGAUUUUAAAGAUAUCUUUCCAGAGGUGGACACCAUUUCUGCAUCAUCCAGCUUUAAUUAAGCAGAAUUUGAGGAACCAUCAUACUAUUUAGAAAUAAAAUAUUUUGGCUGACACAUUAGAAAAAGUUCUGUUUGGUAGGAUAAAGAAUGAAUAAUGAUGUUGAGUAUUUGUUUUUCAGUAGUUUUAAAAGUACUUAAGGUUUUAUAAAAUUUGUGUUUACCUUAUAGAACAAAAUACUACUGGUGUUAAUUUUCUUGCAUUAGGUAUUUUUAUGUUCUAAUAAAUUGCUAUAAACA